This is a messenger RNA of Triticum turgidum subsp. durum (durum wheat), 2073 nucleotides long. The record is from the annotation of a GenBank genome assembly. NCBI's taxonomy places the organism in Eukaryota, Viridiplantae, Streptophyta, Magnoliopsida, Poales, Poaceae.
AUGGAGUCGUGCCAGUUAGCGCGGGAGAGCUCUAGUAGCGGUAGGGUGGAGGCGGAGGAGGAGGCCUUCUUCGACACGCGCCAGGACCUGCUGCCGUCGCCGGCGCCCAGCCCGGCACCGGCAUUGCCGUGGUCGUCCGGCGGCCUCGAUGGCCUCGACAGCGUGCGGGACAGGAAGGAGCGCUUCUUCAGAAGCAUGGGCCUCGAGUGCGGCCCGAGCCCCAGGCAGGCGGUGGAUCCCGCUUGCGCCGCCGGCGAGGUGGAGAAGCAGCAGGAGGAGGCUGUGCCGGAGACCGGGAGGCUGUCGUCGCACUCGGAGGACAACGACUGCUCCAUGUCCAGUUGGUCCACGGAGGAGACCACGAGCUAUGACGAGGGCGGCGCGUCCGACGACAAUUCCGUCGGUGGAUCCAGCAAGGACGAUGGCAGCAGCAAGGUCAGCCGGAGCUCCAGUUCGUUCUCGUUUAUCAGAAGGCUUAUGAGCCGAAAUGGCAAGCCUUCCGGCGCUCCGAGGACAGUUGAGAGGAGGAGAAGCGGAUGGCUGGAGAGGCUGGGCGUGGCCGUUUGUGCGGUGGAUAAUGCGGCGGAUGAGCCUAGCACCAGCUCCUCUGACAGCGAGCAGAUUCAUGGUGGAAGGUAUGAGAGGGUCAAGGUCCGAUCGUACCGGAAGCGGUCCAAGGAAUUGUCUGCCCUGUACCAAGGCCAAGUGAUCAAGGGACAUGAUGGUGCCAUCCUGACGAUGAAAUUCAGUCCUGAUGGGCAGUUCCUAGCAAGCGGCGGCGAAGACGGAGUUGUCCGGGUUUGGGGUGUUUUGCAGUCUGAUGACUGCAAAAUUCCUCUGGAUGACCCCUCUUGCGUCUACCUCAAGGCGCGGCGCAAGAACGGGUUGGCGCCGGUGAGUGUCGACAGCGAGAAGCUGCGCAAAUCCAAGAGUAUGGGCAUGAAGAAGACUGGAGACUCUGCCUGCAUUGUGAUUCCAACAAUGGUUUUCCAAAUUUCAGAGGAACCAUUGCAUGAGUUCUAUGGGCAUUCUGCUGAUGUAUUGGAUCUGUCCUGGUCAAACAAGCAGCAUCUAUUAUCGGCUUCAACAGACAAAACUGUCCGCCUGUGGGAAAUUGGAUCUGCAAACUGCAUCAGAGUUUUCCCGCAUAGCAACUUUGUGACUUGUGUCCAAUUUAAUCCGACAGACGACAAUUGCUUCAUCACUGGAUCCAUUGACGGCAAAGUUCGUGUAUGGAACAUAACUAGAUGCAGCGUUGUCGACUGGGCAGAUGUUAGAGACAUAGUUACAGCGGUCUGUUACCGACCUGAUGGAAAGGGUGUAGUGGUUGGAACGAUUACUGGAAAUUGUCGCUUUUACGACGCAUCGGACGGCCUGCUGCGGUUGGAAAAUCAGAUUGCACUCAGCGGCAAGAAAUCCUCUUUGAAGAGAAUCACAAGUUUUCAGUUCUGUCCAAACAACCCAAGUAAACUAAUGGUAACAUCUGCCGACUCCAAGAUCAGGAUGUUGGAUGGAACCAAUGUGAUUCAGAAUUACAGUGGACUCCGAAGUGGUUCAUGCCAGAUGUCAGCAUCCUUCACACCAGACGGGGAGCACAUAGUUUCUGCCAGUGAAGACUCCAACAUUUAUGUCUGGAACCGUGACAACCAAGAUGAUUCUGUGUGGCGACAAGCGAAAACCACAUAUUCCUCUGAGCGCUUCCUAUCCAACAACGCAGCCAUCGCGAUACCAUGGCACGGCACAAAACCAAGGAGCCAUGUUUCCUUGGCCUCUCAUAUCCAAUUCAAGUACAGUUCCAGCAAAAGUUUUCCUUCAAGACCCUCUGCUCCUGGCAUUUUCAACCUCAACCAGGAGUUGUUCGCCGAGCCGUCGUGCAAAGGCGCCUCGGCAACUUGGCCGGAGGAAAUGCUGCCGUCCGGCUCGAUCGGCGCAAGCCUGGACGAGACGCAGCACAAGCUUCUGAGGAACUGCUCCCAGAGCACGGCGAACUCCUGGGGCCGGGUGAUCGUCACCGCGGGAUGGGACGGCCGGAUCAGGUCGUUCCAGAAUUACGGCCUGCCGGUGCAACGGUGA